This is a messenger RNA of Medioppia subpectinata, 502 nucleotides long. The record is from the annotation of a GenBank genome assembly. Lineage: Eukaryota; Metazoa; Arthropoda; Arachnida; Sarcoptiformes; Oppiidae.
AUUUUGAUAUAAAAGUCAAAAUAGUUUUUUCAUAUUUGUUUUUUUUGUGGUGAAUGUUUUAUGUUUUGAUAUAUAAACUCUGGGCAAACGAGUGGUGUAUAUAAAUCACUGACUAAUUAUGGUUAACGACAGGGCAGCCAAUCUGGAACUGGAACACAUCGACACUACCAGUCCUAAUCGUCUCCACGAGAGGAAUGGUGUGAGACGUCCGCAGACAUCACUAUUCGGACGAUUCCUAUUCCAACGCCUAUUAAUACUAUCACUCAUAAGACUAAUCAUAUAUUUAAAUAAAUUAUAUCAAGACUGCAAUGCCGUCAAUACAUACUAUUCCGAUCAUGACUUCUAUUUCUGUAUUAUAUCCGUUGUUUCGCUCUUAAGUCCGCCAAUUGUUUACGCCUUUUAUCUCAUUGGAGACACUCUUGUGAAGGAAACUCACGUCAACCGCAAGGAUGUCAGCACUAAGACUGUCAACGGAUUGCUACUCAUUCCCUGGCAGAUCAAG